UGAACAACAGCUUUAAGCUUCUGCACGACGUUUCAAGCAAGAGCCCUUCCAACAUUCUAUUCCCUCUCAACAAUUCUAUAUCAACCCACUCCAUUUCUUCUUCGCUUCGGUUUUUUAUACCCAAUGAUAAUUUUUAAUAGGCAACGAAAAAAUAAGAUAUGAAGAAUUGAUAUUAUAGUCUUCUUUUUAGAGGGUGAAUAUGCCACCAAAAAGAAAGUCCAAAGCGAGCAGCUUAGCAGAAGUGUCAACGCCAAAAGCUUCAUCAACUCCAGCCCGCGACGAUGAUGCUAUGGAUGUGGACACACCGCAAGCCUCGGAUACUCCCCGAGCUGCUGAUACCCCCACAGCUUCCAAGCCUAGUCUACCACCACCAGCUGAGAUCCUCAACAAUCUCUGGACUGACGAUCAGGAAGCUUCGUUAUUUAAGGCAGUUAUUCGCUGGAAACCUUCAGGUAUACAUAAGCAUUUCCGUAUGAUCGCUAUCUCAGAACAUCUUCGCAACCACGGUUUCGAUCCCGAUGUCGAGACGCACACGCGCAUCCCCUCCAUAUGGGCCAAGCUCCGACUCUUCUAUAACAUGGACGCCAUCGACGAGCGCGACAACUCCUUCGACUACGUCAGGGGCGAAGCCGAAGGCCCGGACGAAGAAUCCCCCGAGAGCAAGUACAAUGACUUCGACCUACCUCCCGAUGACUUCCACGACCUCAUGUGGGCGCGUGCCGCCGCUGGCCCAGGCGAGGAAUCCGGCCCCUCCGACGCGGAGGUUAAUGAAGCGCCCGAGAAGCCGACGGCAGGUAGGAAGCGCAAGCGUGGCGGCGCUCGUGCUACCGCAGGAGGAGCCGACAUGGCAACCGACGCAGCUAGUGUUGCUGGUAGCACCACGACGAAGACGCGCCGAUCUAGUACGGUCGACGACACCGAUCAGGAGACCCCGUUCCCUAGUAGUCCUGCGGGACGGGCAGCUACCACCGCUAGGGGUGCGCGAAGUCAGAAGCGAGCUGCCGCCAAGGCGAAGGCCGCUAGUGCAGAGCCUGACGUCGAGGAGGAAGACGAGGAGGAAGAAGAAGCCGCUGACGAGGAUGAAGAUGAGGAACACGAAGAUGAGGCAGAAGAAGAAGAGGGCGGCAAGGAGGAACCUGAUACUACUACUCCGACUACGAGAUCUGGUAGAGGGGCUGCUGCUGCCAGGGCGAGAGCGGCUCGUGGACGGGGGAGAGGUAAGGCGGGUCGGAAGAGAGGGUGAUUAAGUUGAGUGCUUCGAGUGUGUUUUCCGCGAAGAGGCGGCAAUGUUGUCGGUCCCGAUGCCCGGCUUGCGACUCACGUAUGGAUUGCAUAAAUGAAAGUUGCGCCGACGAGGUUGACGAAGAAGUCACGAUGAUGUUUUAGGGCGCCAACAAUAUGCGGCGACACUAUGGUCAGGCUUCAUGCACGGCAUCACAUAGGGCAACGAGAGGUGACCCUUAGGAAUUCAUGAGAAAAAAACUGGGGCCUCCUGUAAAAUACCCUAGGUCUGGUAUAUAAGUAAAAAUAAACUACUUGAUUUUCAGUCCCGGAAUGGGGGUGUGGUAGUGUGCGAUGGGUGCAUGGUCAAUUUUGUUACCAUAGAUCUGGAGCAUGCGACUCGUAAUUUACACGCUAUCUCCAGUAAGACUUCGGCGUUGCUCAUGGCAGUAAACUCCCAUGCCUUUGUUUCGGAGGUCCACGGUUCGAUCCGGCAUGUCACCAGUGGACUCUAUUCUUUUUUUUUUUUUUUGGCCUUGUAGUACAGUUGUACAUGUCCCUCUAGCAACCAACAUCUUCACGCUUCAGGCAGAUAGAUUAUCCAGGAGAGGUGCGCCACCUGCACGUAAUCUUGACGACUGGGCAGAUGCCUAAGGAACAUAUAUAAGUAGAGAUGUGCA
Messenger RNA from Hypoxylon trugodes, 1901 nucleotides. RefSeq names its product CT20-domain-containing protein. The transcript has 3 exons. Bases 200 to 1243 code for a protein of 347 amino acids. Gene Ontology annotation, biological process: regulation of transcription by RNA polymerase II. The record is from RefSeq and is a predicted model, not a curated record. Lineage: Eukaryota; Fungi; Ascomycota; Sordariomycetes; Xylariales; Hypoxylaceae. Gene Ontology annotation, cellular component: nucleus; NuA4 histone acetyltransferase complex.